AUGUAAUCAGGAAAAUUUCCACAUCAAUAAAUAAAAGCAAUUAAUUGUUCAUUUAGUCAGUUCAGAUUUGAUAAAAACAACAACAGGAAGAUGAAAAGAACAGAUAAGACAGAUUGCUGUAUAUUUUGUAAGCAGAAAAUCUGCACAAAGAAGAGACAGGUGUGGAAGCAGUUAAUGAACACCGAAUAUAGUGCUGCACUUUUGAGGAAAACUAGAGCUGUGCCAAACAGGCAUGGCAUUCACUGUAUCAAAACUGUUAAUGGUGAAAUUUUAUAUAUCGGAUAUUCAGACCGAAGUGUUCGAAAGAGACUUCUUGCUCACAGUGGGGGUUAUGAUAAGCAAGCCAUUGGUAACUAUUUGAAAGGAAAGGAUUUAAGAGACUUUUUACUCUCCUGGGUUGAGGAGAGAAAGGCGGAAUACCUUGAAGAACCAUUUAUACUUUUCGCUGAAAAGCAACAAGGAGUUCGUCCUAAAUUUAACAUGAAAAGAGGACGUUCAUGUGAACGUAAAGAAGAAUGAUGCCGUAUUUAUUGGACACAUUUGAACCAAAUAUUUUAA
Mytilus trossulus (common blue mussel) is the source of this 558-nucleotide messenger RNA. RefSeq lists its product as uncharacterized. NCBI's taxonomy places the organism in Eukaryota, Metazoa, Mollusca, Bivalvia, Mytilida, Mytilidae. The coding region runs from base 91 to 519 and encodes 142 amino acids. The transcript is spliced from 3 exons. The record is from RefSeq and is a predicted model, not a curated record.